CCGUCGUGCCCUGCGCCCACUUCCGCCUGGCUGACUGGCUAGGCCGAGGCGCGUUUUCGCCCGUUGUCGCCGCUCUGAGGGAGACGCUCGUUGACCGGCCGAGAUGGCGGACGUGCUGGACCUCCACGAGGCGGGCGGCGAGGACUUCGCCAUGGACGAGGACGGAGACGAAAGCAUCCACAAGUUGAAGGAGAAAGCGAAGAAGAGAAAAGGCAGAGGCUUCGGGUCAGAGGAGGGAUCCAGGGCCCGGGUCCGCGAGGAUUACGACAGCGUGGAGCAAGACGGAGACGAGCCAGGACCUCAGAGAUCGGUGGAAGGCUGGAUCCUCUUUGUCACGGGCGUCCACGAGGAGGCCACGGAAGAGGACAUUCACGACAAGUUUGCGGAGUUUGGUGAAAUCAAGAACCUCCACUUGAAUCUUGACCGGCGAACGGGUUACUUGAAGGGUUAUACGCUUGUGGAAUAUGAAACCUACAAAGAAGCCCAGGCGGCGAUGGAAGGGCUGAACGGACAGGACCUCAUGGGGCAGCCCAUCAGCGUGGAUUGGUGUUUUGUCAGGGGGCCUCCGAAAGGAAAGCGCAGGGGUGGCCGCAGAAGGAGUCGGAGUCCAGACAGGAGGAGACGUUGAAGGAAGCGGGUUUUUUAUUUCCUCUUUUACUAUUUCCAUGUGAAUCUGAGGGAGUUUCAUCUUGGCCCUACUCAAUGGGCACCAUCGCCCGCUUAAUUUUGUAUUUGUCCCUUUAGGUUACUGGUUAAUUUUUUUUUAUCAGUCUACUUAUGUAUUGAAAUUUAUUAAGAUUUUCUCUUGUAGGUGUCUUUUGAAACACACCUUUCUCUCUCUCAGGAGAGAUCAUUCUGAGAUAAUUCUUUUCCCCCUGAACGUGGCGUCUCUGAAAGCAACAUUCAAAAUAAACUAACUAAGUUGUUGGUUUUUUAACA
This is a messenger RNA of Pogona vitticeps (central bearded dragon), 939 nucleotides long. It is a transcript of the gene RBM8A, whose product is annotated as RNA binding motif protein 8A. Gene Ontology annotation, biological process: RNA processing. Gene Ontology annotation, cellular component: nucleus; cytoplasm. Lineage: Eukaryota; Metazoa; Chordata; Lepidosauria; Squamata; Agamidae. The record is from RefSeq and is a predicted model, not a curated record. Gene Ontology annotation, molecular function: mRNA binding.